Molecule: messenger RNA, 4933 nt
Organism: Girardinichthys multiradiatus
Lineage: Eukaryota; Metazoa; Chordata; Actinopteri; Cyprinodontiformes; Goodeidae
Gene: rpgrip1l
Product: RPGRIP1 like
Exons: 28
Coding region: 194-4039 (1281 amino acids)
Biological process (GO): non-motile cilium assembly; retinal rod cell development
Cellular component (GO): photoreceptor connecting cilium
Source: RefSeq, a predicted model, not a curated record
GCGUUCUUGUACCAUAGCGACAAGAAAGGUUUUCAGUAGCAACCUUGGCUCUGAGCGGAAUAAAGUCUUUUUUGAAGAGAGGAUUUAGGAAUUUGUGGGACAACCCAAAAACUGAACAUGCUCUUCAACCCACAAAUAUGGCACCAUUUGUAAGGAAAGACAAUAAACAGACUUUCCAAUUGCCAACUAAAACAUGUCCCGUGUCCUCGAUGAGACAGCGACAGACCUCCCAGUCAGAGACAUGACCAUCAACCUGUCGCGGCUUACUGAGGCUCCACAAGAUCCGUCUGUGCAUCAGCACGCUCGGGAGCGGCAGAACAUCGGGAAGUUGUCCAGGGAGGAGCUGGAGGACCGCUUCCUACGUGUCCAUGAGGAGACGCUGCAGCUCAAACAGCACAUUCACACACAGGAUGAAAAGAUUAAGAAGUUGGGCACCAAGCUGAUGAAGCUGGUUAAGGACCGUGGGCGGAUGGAGCAGCUGGCUGCAGGUGCAGCACAGCCUCUGUCCAGAUUCCGAGACCUGGAGAUGGAGGAGAUGGUGGAGGAGCUCCAGGAGAAAGUCAGAGGUCUGCAGGCUGAGAACGAGGGGCUGAAACAGCGCCUGGUGGUGGCCAAACAACAGAUUAUCAACUCGCAGAGCCGAAGGCAGACGCAGUAUGAGCAUGUGCACUCCCGGGUGAACUCUGGUCUGAAGAAGCUCAGAGAUGAUUCUUCAUCACCAUCUCCUGGACGUCAGAGAAGUAUGAGGAGUUUGGAAGGAGGUGGGAGACCUCCGACUGGCCAGCUGCCUCGGUAUGGACACAGCCUGCUGGAGGAGGCAAGGGCUGAGAUCCGAAACUUGGAAAACGUGGUGGAGUCUCAGCGGAGUCAUAUGGACGAGCUGGAAGGAGUGUCCGAGCAACUGAGGGAGGAGCUGAGGAGGAAGGAGGAGGACUUCGAGGAGAAGCUCCUGCAGGCCCGACAGAAGCAAACUUCCACUCUUAGGUCACAGGUCAAUAGCAACAUGUCGAUGAUCAACCUGCAGAAGCAGCUGGCCGACAGAUCCAACACCGUGACAGAACUGGAGAGUCGAUAUCGGCUUCUGCAGGAGGCUCAACGGACGCUGAAGGCGAGUAACGAUGCAGCGAUGGUGAAGGUGGACGAAUUGACAGCUCAGCUGAAAGACGAAAGGAUGAAGAAUCUGGAGCUAGACCAACAGCUGCAGACUGCUAACAUCACCAAGAUCCAGGUGGAGCAGUUAAAGGAGCAGAUCAGUGACCUGGAGCAGGAGGGGGUGUUGCUGAAGGAGAGCAACAAGAAACUGUUGAACAGUGCCUUCGAUGUUUCUCAGCAGAAGGGACAGCUUCGGGAGCAGCAGCUGAAGUUACAGAUCGUUCAACUGGAGACGGCGCUGAAGGCUGACCUCGUGGACAAAAACGAAAUCUUGGACAGGAUCAAGUCUGAGAGAGAAAAAAAUGAGCAGCUGACAGAAGAAAAUCAGAAGCUUCAGAUUCAGUUUCUGGAACAGAAGCAACAAGUGGAGGAACUGAAUGACCGGCUGAAGUUCUACGGCAGAGAGAAGGAUUACAGCGUGGCUGAACUCACAGAGGCCCUACUGCUUAUUAGAAAGCGCAAGUCCCAGAAAAGCGGAGAUCUGAACUUCCUGGUAGACAUAGAUGAGGAUGGGAGGAGCAACACGGAGAGCUCCAUCAGAGAGCUGAGAGCUGCUCACGCUGAAACUAUCCAGGUGCUGGAGAAGACCAGGAACCUCCUGAACAUGGAGAGCCGGAUCAGCAAAGACUACAAGGCGGAGCUGGAAGCGACCUUACGGAAGAUGAGUAGCGACAAGGUUGAGUUUGAGCACAAGCUGGAGCGUCAGGCUCAGCUGCUGGAUGCCAGAACAGCAAAGAUCACCAAGCUGGAAGGUCAGCUCAGAGACAUUGCUUACGGCACCAAGACCUACACCUUCAAACCGGACCUGACGGGUGAAGAUGAGGCUGAUUUCUUUGAUGAAGCCGUCCAGCUGGAACGUGGAGAGAACCUCCUGGAGCUUCAGAUAGUCGGAGCCACACUGUCUCCUCCUGCCCUGCAGGUUCUCGGUGAUGGCGAACCCUCCACCUUCUGCACGUACACCUUCUACCUGUUCAAGCCACACUCCACUCCGGUGGUGACAGGCCACAGGCCCAGAUACGGUUUCACCUCCAAGUACGUAGUGAGCAUGGACGAACACUUCAUGGACUACCUGCACAGGUGCCCCGUCACCGUGGAGCUGAAUCAGGCGCUUGGAAUGGACUGGAGGAUGCUGGCAACGGGGCAGCUGCGGCUGCAGCAGCUGCUGGACCAGAAAGGGAAAGUCUACGGCAGUAUCCCGCUGGUUGGAACACAUGAAGAGGCCCGAACCUUUGGAUCGCUGGAUUACUGGCUCCGACUGAGGAUUCCCAUGACGGAGACGAUGAGUUUGUACCGAGAGAAGCUGAAGGCUGUGGGAUACAUCCACACGGCUCUCAGUGAACACUCACAGCAGCCGGCCAGCUCCAGCAGGAAUGAACUCUUCAUCACCGUCCAGCGCUGCAGAGACCUUCAGUCCAGGAGCUCCCAGCAGCCGAAUCCCUACGUCGUCUACAAGUUCUUUGACUUUCCUGAUUAUCCCACUGCUACCAUGGACAACCGCAGCCACCCUGAGUUCAACGACCUAAAGUCCUACUCCAUCCUGAUGGACGAAGACCUGGACCAGUACCUGAAGACUGAGGUGCUUCAGUUCUACGUGUUUGACUACAAAGAGGAGCAGAUGGACACAUACCUGGGGAAGGCCCAAGUGCCGCUGCUUCCACUGACCCGAGAUCAAGAGGUUUCAGGUGUGUUUGAGCUUGCUGAUCCCUCCGGAAGACCCGCCGGCUGCAUAGCAGUGACACUGAGGUGGAAGUUACCCUACUGUCCCUCACCAGGGGUCACAAUGGCUACUGAGGAGGCCCAGUUGUUCUCAAAGCAUCAUGUUGGAGGAGUGGUUGAUCCUAAUCAGGAGCAGGCGAAUGUUGAGGCAGAGAAGACAAACAGACAAAUGGAAGAUGUCAAAGAGAUGCUGCAGGAGGAGAAAGAAAAGCUUGUGAACCCUCACUCUAAAGCUGCAGUUGCUGCCAUUUCCAAAGUGGCACUGCCCAGAAUCAGAGGACAGAAGACACAAGAGAGGGACGGAGCAGGGGCCAAACGAGUCACGUUUGUGGACGUGACACCUGCAGAAGACAAGUUUAUGGAGCAGAGCUUAGCAGAGAGUAUUCCAGGGAAAGAGAAGGCGACAUUUGCUCCUGAUGUCCAGGUGGCAUCCAAAGCCGGUCAAGGGACAACAGAAGAAGGUGAUGAUGAUGAGGAGUCUCAUGUUUCUGAAGGACAGCUGGUUCAGGGCACCCAUUCCUACUCUGAUGACUCUGACAUCUCAGAGGAAAUCAUUGAAGAUGUGGAGGAAGCUGCACCAUCUGCGGACCCUCUGAGAGAGUCCACACAGUCCGACAGUGAUGACUGCAUCGUUCAGGGACAGGCCACAGGGAGAAAGCUUUCUGAAAGGGUCCGGGUGGAGGUGGUCUCUCUGAGCCUGACGCCGCAGUCCCGGCUGGCGCAGGACGACAGCGUAGUGCGUCUGUUUGUGGAGUACAACUUCCUGGAUCUGCCUACCGAGGAGACCCCUCUGUCUCUGCCCAAACCCCCCCAGGGCCGGAUCAUCAACUUCAACUACAGCAAAGUGAUUCCUGUGGACGCGGAGAACAACCGAGCGAGGCGACGACUGCUGAGGGAAGUCCUGCAGGGACGAAACUCUCAGAUUGAAAGAAUUCGGUUUACGGUGGUGAGCGAGCCACCGGAGGAAGAGGAGCAGGAGAGGGAGUGUGAGGAUGUGGGUGUGGCCUACCUGAGGAUCCCUGAGAUUCUGGAGAAACAGGAGGACGUGACGGAGACCAGCCUGAGCGUUCUGGAUGUGGAAGACAGCAGUGAGGUGGUGGGCCAACUGACCGUGUCUGUGGAGGGACUCGUGGCUAUGCGAGCCAUCAUGGAGGACCAGGACCUAGAGUGAGGCCACAGCUGCUUUUAUCUGGAUGACCUCUAAGAGCCAAGACCUGAUGUCAGGAGGAUUUAGUACGCCUUCGCUGUUCUGUUGGCUUGUUUUCUGCUCUAAAAAAGAAUCAGGACAAACAUAGGUUAAAACAUACAAGUUUUAGUCUGUUACAGUUGUGAAGGUCCAAACUCAAACAUGCUCAGUUUCCACCAGAAGAGUCUUUAAAUUGCCCAGCUGGAUAUUUUUCUUCAGCCUCGCAUUGAAAACUGGGAAUCCUUGGAACAGUCAGUAGAUUUAGCUCCAGAACUGUGAUGACCAGUCAGCUGACAGGAAACUACCUACAGCUUUCUGUAGAUAAGAUCAGUCUUUUAUUUAUUAAGACUUAGUAGUCUUGAGGUCCUCUGACUUGAUCACUGCCAACUAGACAAAAUCAGGACUGGUUUCAGGUGGAGAAGAUAAUGUUAAACAUGGUUUUCUGCAUUUUCUGUGUGUUGCAGCUUAAUGCAGAAAGAAAAGCUAUAAGCUCUCAGAAAAACCUGCAAAGUUCGUGCUGUUUGGACUGUGUUUAUCUGUCGGAGGUGCACUGAUGUUGUUCUGCAGGUCUGUUGGAGCUGUUGCUCUGACCAUCAUGUUAAUGCGUCUUGUUCGGUUUCAUUGGUGUAUCAUCUAAGCUGUACUUCAGCCUCAGGUGGUUCCUUCUGGAUCUCUGACAGGUGAGAAACACCUGAAUGUUUUACAGUUUCACUUCAGAUGAUGAGACACAAGCAGAUCAGGUGGUUCAGACCUGCUGUCAGGAUCCUUUUAUUUAAUUUCAUCUUUUUAUACCAGACAUAGAAAACGUCCACUUUGUGUCUUAAAUUAUUUUCUUGUGAAAUUUUGAAUGGUCUUCUAAUAAAAUGUGUUUCUUCUGAA